Messenger RNA from Knipowitschia caucasica, 423 nucleotides. Lineage: Eukaryota; Metazoa; Chordata; Actinopteri; Gobiiformes; Gobiidae. The record is from the annotation of a GenBank genome assembly.
AUGGAGAAGAAAGGUGUUAGUGAAGUGUGGGGGGGUGGGGAUGGGAAGGGAUUUAGAGGUGGAGAGAUUGGUUGGUGUGUGGGUGUUGUUUUUUUUUGGUUGUGUUUUGGGGUGGGGGUUUUGGUUUAUUUUUGGGGGGUGGGGUGGGUGGUUGUGUUGGGGGUGGUUUGGUUUUGUGUGUGUUGUGUGGUUGGGUUUUUUUGGGGGGGGUUUUUUUUUUUUUUUUUUGGUUGUUUUGGGUUUGGUGUUGUGUUGUGGUUUGGUGGGGGGUGGGGGUGUGUUGGUGGUUGGGGGUGGUGGGGGUUGUGUGGGUGGUGUGGGUUGUUGGAUGUGGGGGGUUGUAGGGUGUGGUUGGUGUUGGCAACCAAAUCCGAGGAUCAGCAUCCAGAGCCUGUCCACAAACUCGAGAGGUCACUGCGAUGA